GACUCGCAAACCCACUUUACUCUCUCUUCCCCCCUCGGGACGGCGCAAGGCAAUGGCGCCCCCCUGCGGUGAUGCUGCUUCCGCCGCCGCCGCCGCCGAUCUGACUAGCGUGCUCAGUCGCGAGGGCGCCAGGCUCCCUCCGCUUCCCGGACGCGUCGGCGGCAAUGCGGCCGAGAGGGGGGAGGAUGGUGACAAGAACAAGAAGGCGAAGAAGGAAAAUACGCAGCGGAUCACCGGGUGGGGGCUCCGCGAGUACAGCAAGAUAGUUUCUAAGAAAGUUGAGACCAAAGGACGAACAACUUAUAAUGAGGCAUCUAUCCAGGUUGCAGAUGAAAUUUUUGCGGAGCUAACCAUGGCGCUUAAUGGUCAAGAGUUUGAUGAGAGGAAUAUUAGGCGGAGAGUGUACGAUUCUUUCAAUGUGCUAAUCGCACUACGUAUUAUCGCAAAAGACAAAAAGGAGAUAAAGUGGAUGGGCCUGUCUAAUUUCAGAUCUGAAAAGAUAAAGAAGUUGGAGGAAGCUCGUAAAGAACUUAUGACCAAGAUUAAGAACAAGAAGAAACUUCUUCAGGAAAUUGAAAAACAGUUUGAUGACCUCCAUUAUAUCAAGUUACGCAACCAGGUACUACAGAGGCCAGCAGAGAGUGCCAAUGGUAUCCACCUUCCAUUCUUAUUGGUCAAGGCGUCCAGAAAAGCAAGGGUGGAAAUUGAGAUUUCAGAAGACUCAAAGUUUGCGUGUUUCGACUUCAGUUGUACACCAUUCACCUUGCAUGAUGAUGUCUCAAUCCUUGAUGGGAUCAGGCGUAACAGCAUAAGGAGAGCUGGCUUUGCUACUCUUCAUUAGAUGCUCAAGAAACAUGAUCAGUCAAUUGAAAGUGACAAAACUGGCACAACCAGUUUCUUUUGCAAAGCUAUGUAGUAUGUAUAGCUAUAUAUAUAGUAUGAAAACUUGCCCUAGUCUUUAGGGCAGCCUCUCGCACUUAUGAAGAUUUAACCUGCAAAUUUUGCCUCUUUUUUGUCUCGCGGGUUAUCAGGUCUGAGUAUUCUCCUAUAUGAUGCUAUGUAUUAACUUGAUAAUGGCUCCAAUUCGAAAGCUUGUUUACAAGCUUUCUUGAUCAUCAUGAUGUUUUGGCCUUUUGCACUUGGCAACUAUGUAUUUUACUACU
Molecule: messenger RNA, 1163 nt
Organism: Phragmites australis (common reed)
Lineage: Eukaryota; Viridiplantae; Streptophyta; Magnoliopsida; Poales; Poaceae
Product: transcription factor-like protein DPB
Exons: 9
Coding region: 53-841 (262 amino acids)
Biological process (GO): regulation of cell cycle; regulation of transcription by RNA polymerase II
Cellular component (GO): nucleus; transcription regulator complex
Molecular function (GO): RNA polymerase II transcription regulatory region sequence-specific DNA binding; DNA-binding transcription factor activity, RNA polymerase II-specific
Source: RefSeq, a predicted model, not a curated record